AUGCUCACGCGGCGACAGACCUUCGCCGAAGGCGAGCAAGACUACCCAAGCAAGUUCUCGACUUGGACCAUCGAACAAGACGAGGACACCAUGACUGGCGCUUCCUUGGUCGUCAACUUACUAGCAGACGUCUCUCCUGCUGGUGUUCUGCCUCUGGCCUAUGGCAUGUCAGGGACAGGCUACAUCCCUGCCGUCGUGUUGCUGAUGCUGUUUGCCUGUGGGGCUGGCUACUCCAUGUAUCUGAUCUCUAGGACGAUCGAGAUCUCAGGGGUGAAGAGCUACGAUCGGAUAUGGGAGCGCUGCGUUGGUGAAAGGAGAAUGAACAUGAGCUCGAACGACCAGCGACAUCUUGACCCCGUCCCGCCGGAGCGGUGGUGCGUGACAAAGCACGACUUGAAAGACCUCCAGAGCGAAGUGAUGACAGCACUUCAGCAGAAGAGGAUCACGCCGCCCCCAUCCAAUGGUGGCUUUGACAGGUAUGGUCCAAGCAUCUAUGUGGUCACGGAGCAGUAUAUCAAGCCAACCACGCAGGGGACACAUUUCAGUUGGGCUCUGAAAAAGCAUCCGGAUGGCCUGGACUGUGACGUCUUCAUCAGCCAUGCUUGGCAAGAGGGCAUCUUCGAGUUCCUGGAGAAGGUACUGAACUCAUGGCCAAACCCUGCGCGGAAUGCUUGGUGUUGCAUGCUGGCGAAUCCCCAGAAUUUGAACAUUGCGGCGUUGCUGCGAUCACCGAGCCAAUCACCCUUUGCCCGUGCAUUGGAGCAGGCUACGUACGUGCUUGCGGUGCCCAACCACAAAGCCAGUAUUUACACCCGGCUUUGGUGUGCAUAUGAAGCCCAUCUUGCAUCAGAGCAGGGCAAGGUCAUUCUUAUCGCAAGAAGGCCCAUUGGACAUGACUAUUUGCAAGCUGUGCCAUGCCUCAUGGUGGCGACUGCACUUGGUGCAGUCAUCGGAGUCGUCAUCCGCAAUUUUGCAGGGGAUCGCAUUCGCACGGAUGCGAACCUCACCUGCAUUAUUCUCCUUGUGGCCGUUUUGUUGCUGGGUGCCCUUGUCCACGGCCCGCAGAAGCGCCGUGCUAUGAAUCUCUGUGGAGUUGCCUGCUCCGCGUCCUUGUUCUUCUCCUGGAAAACACAUCACUUUUGGCUUCCUUUGCCAACAGGAUGUGAGAUUGUGCCUCAGAUCCAGCAGCAUUGGGUGAUAGGCAUUGCGCUUUGCGGCUUUUGGAUGGCCGAGGCGGACCGGAUAGGCAGCGAAUCGCUCGAGGAGGAAGCGGUGCAGUUGAACCGUGGGCUGGAGGACCAAGCGUCUGUCGAGUUUGCAACGUGCACCCAGGAAUCGGAUGCUGUCCAGAUUCGGGCGGAAAUAGGCGAUUCCUUCUACCAGGUGGAUCACUCUAUCAGCGUGCUUCUCUCCGCUGGAAUGUCCACUCCGACGCUGCGGUCCAUCGCUGAUGCAGGCGUUAACAUUGAUGGCGCUGGUCACUACGAGAUCACAGUGCCCUUCGUGUGCUUGGUACCCAUGAUCGUGGUAAAUAUUGCGCGCGUCUACCUGGAACGGGCUUUCAUCUUCAAGAUGAUUACCAAGCUGGCGGCCGUCAUGUUUUUCAUAUCUGCAUGCGAACGGCUUCGCAGCCACCUUGGUACUCCAUACGAUCCAACUUUCCAAGUUGCCAUUGGCCACAUGACUUUCGUCGUCAUGCUGGGUUGCGCCCUGCUUGGGAUGAAGGGCAUCGCGUGCCUUCCGGGUGGUCGCUACGUUUUGCAGUUCUUCCUGUGCAGAGGCUGUCCGCGACUACCUUCAGACGGGUGGAAAUCGAG
This is a messenger RNA of Symbiodinium necroappetens, 1817 nucleotides long. NCBI's taxonomy places the organism in Eukaryota, Dinophyceae, Suessiales, Symbiodiniaceae. The record is from the annotation of a GenBank genome assembly.